AUGACGCAGCCGCGGAGCCCCCAGCCCCCUGCUCCCUACCCGGAGGAGGUGCCCCGCACCCCGCUGCGCACCCGCUUCGACCUGGAUGGUGGCCGAGCCCUGGAGCUGGGCAGGUUUUACCAGCUGGCCCAGCAGCACCGCGAGUUUUACCAGGACAAGACUGGGACGCUUUACCCCGUCCCCUACUUUGUGCUGCCCGUGAAGGAGAAGGAGAGAGACCCGCACCCGCUGAACCUCCCCCCGCUCAGCGGGAAGACGCGGUGGCAUUUGCUGCGCGUGUCCCCGGAGAACCUGCGGACCUACCAGACCUUCCCCUCGGGCAAGAGGGUCACCUCCGAGGAGAGGGAGGUCCGCGACAGCUUCUUCGAGUACCGAGCGUGA
Messenger RNA from Cygnus atratus (black swan), 381 nucleotides. It is a transcript of the gene CIMIP2C, whose product is annotated as family with sequence similarity 166 member C. The record is from RefSeq and is a predicted model, not a curated record. The coding region runs from base 1 to 381 and encodes 126 amino acids. The transcript is spliced from 3 exons. Lineage: Eukaryota; Metazoa; Chordata; Aves; Anseriformes; Anatidae.